CACCGACCACCACGCAGCGGCGAGCGAGCAAAGCGUGGCACGAGGGGAGGAAAAGGAGCGGCCGCGAUCGUGCAAGAUGGUGAACUUCAUCGAGGCGCAGAAGCCGCUGCUGUCGCGGCUGAUGAAGAUGGCUGGGCUCCGCCCCAUCGAGGUCGAGCUGGAGCCGGGCACCACCAUGCACGUCUGGGCGCCCAAGCACCACGUCGGCAAGAAGGGCACCACCAUCAGCCCGCUCGACCCUGCCGGCGGCGGCGGCAAGAAGCCCGGGGGCAGUAAGAAGAGGAGGAGCCCCGAGUCGAGGCCGAACGUGGUGCUCAUCCACGGCUUCGCCGCCGAGGGUAAUGUCACGUGGCAGUUCAACUUCGGCGUGCUCGUGUCGCGCUACAACCUCUACAUCCCGGACCUCAUGUUCUUCGGCAAGUCCUCCACGUCGAGCGCCGACCGGUCGCCGGACUUCCAGGCGGCGUGCGUAGCGGGGGCGCUGGCGCGGCUGGGCGUGGCGCGGUGCGACGUCGUGGGGUUCAGCUACGGGGGCAUGGUGGCGUUCAAGCUGGCGGAGGCGCGGCCGGAGCUGGUGCGGUCGCUGUGCGUGUCCGGGUCCGUGGUGGCCAUGACGGACGCGGUGAACAGGGAGACCAUGGAGCGCCUGGGCGCCGGGUCGUCGGCCGAGCUGCUCAUGCCCGAGACGCUCAAGGGGCUCAAGGCGCUGCUCUCCAUCUCCAUGUACAAGAAGAUGUGGUUCCCGGACAGGUUCUACAAGGACUACCUCAAGGUGAUGUUCACCAGCAGGAAGGAGAGGAUGGAGCUGUUGCAGGGGCUGCUAAUCAGCACCAUGGACGCCAAGAUCCCUGUAUUCCAACAGAAAAUCAUGCUGCUGUGGGGCGAGGAGGACAAGAUCUUCGACAUCGAGCUCGCCAAGAAGAUGAAAGAGCAGCUCGGCGACAAGUGCUUCCUGUACGGCAUCCGCAAGGCCGGCCACCUGCUCCACGUCGAGCGGCCGUGCGCCUACAACCGCCAGCUCCAGAGGUGGCUCGCCUACGUCAACUCCACCGCGGCAGGAGAAGAGCAGGCCAGCAGCUGAUCGGCCCCGUCCCCAGAACGGCGCCGUGCCCCACCGCCGGAGAGUCGUUGAAGGCGGCGCAGGGGCUAUACAUGUGCUCGCCCAAUCGUCCUGCUCCUGCUCAUAGGGAUCAUGCAUGCAUCCAGUUCAUGAGUUCAUAUCGAUACGCCGUGACCGUUCCUUCUACAUGCACCUGUUCUUGCCCUCUUUCUCUGUUACUCCCUGGCCCUGCUGGUUCAGUACAUUCGUUUUGGAUCAAUUCUUUGUAACUCUCCAGUCAACCACACACGCAAAGUAAUGUAAGUUCUUACAAAAAUGUAAUGUAACAAAGAUUUCUUUUUCUUGGUU
This is a messenger RNA of Panicum hallii, 1408 nucleotides long. RefSeq names its product monoacylglycerol lipase ABHD6-like. The coding region runs from base 77 to 1081 and encodes 334 amino acids. The transcript is spliced from 4 exons. The record is from RefSeq and is a predicted model, not a curated record. NCBI's taxonomy places the organism in Eukaryota, Viridiplantae, Streptophyta, Magnoliopsida, Poales, Poaceae.